AUGCGCGCCGACGCUCUCUCUCUUCUCACGGCCUUUGCCCUCGGAGGCUUCGAGCUGGUGGCCGCCGAGCACGUUGAACGCCCCCGCUACUACUUCCCCCGUGAAGUCAAGCGCACCGUCAGGAAUGGCACCAACCAGGUGUCCUCACGUGCUGCGGACUCGUGGGCCGCUGUUUGGCAGAGCAUUGAGGAUAGCUUGACUGCUCCCACCACCACCAUCACCACCCCCGCGGCUGCCGCGACCGAUGCACCGAAGCAGGUUAUCGUGGUAAUUUCAUCGGAUGCGGCGGGACAUGUUCACACCCUCACUACUUCCACAGAAGUGAUUGCCGCUGCGCAGCCUACGGCAACCACUACCACGACCACCAAGUCUGACACAACUGCCACCACUAGCUCCAGCGGCAAUGUCCUCAGCGAUGUUGGCACGGAUGUUUCGAACCUCCUUGGUCUCGGGGCUAGCUCUUCCGCUAUCAACAGUACCUCUGUUACUGCCACUGGCACAAAGGGCUCGACCCCAUUGACUACGUCAACUGCGGCUGCCACCACUACGUCCCAGGGUGGCCUUCUCGAGAGUCUCGGCAUUGCCAUUCCAUCUGCUGACAACACCACCGCCACUGCUUCUUCUACCAUUCCGAUCAACGUUCCUGCGUCUUCCACUGCUAGCCCGACCACCACGGCUGGGGGAGACCUGAUCGGUACCAUUGUGAGCGGUAUUACCAGCGGUCUUGGCUCGCUUCUCCCCAAUGCCACUGAGACUAGCACCAGUGCCUCCGGUAUUGGUCUGAUCCCUACUCCGGGACUGCCCACUUCCAGCGGUGUUCCUCACCUGUCGAUUCCUUUGACCGCGACUACCGGUCCCGACUCGGCCACCACCUCGGUUGGCAUCAUCCCCACCCCUCACUUCCCCGGCGUCGACUCGACUGGCACUCCUACCUCUGGCGCGGUUCCCACUCCGACUGGUAACACUCACGAGACCUCCAAGGUUCCCACUCUUUCUGUUCCUUACACCACCACCGCUGAGCCCGCGACCAGCGUGCCGGUUGAGCCCCAGCCUACCCAGACUCCUGCGGAGUCCAGCACGAGCAACAGCAGCAACUGGAUCCCCUCUAGCAUUCUCGUUCUGCCCACCUCGACCCCAGCCGAGAGCACCAGUUCUGGUACCAAAACCGCCACUGACUCCGAGCCCACUUCGCUCCCUGGCUCGAUCACUCCGUCGAACGGUGUCUCCGAGGCUCCCUCUGACUCGCUGCUGCUCCAGCUUGGUUUCGAUAGCCACCUCCCCUGGUCUUUCGUCGCUACUACUCCUCUAUCUUCUUCCCAGAUCUUCGAAUACAUUCCCCAGGCUUUGAAAUAUGCUAUGCCCUUGGCCUCGUCCACCAUGUGGGCUCUUGAGCCUUACUACUCGUGGCAGAGCACUGGCUACAAUGCCACCCUGGCCAUCUUCUAUUUCCCUCGGGACAAGGUCCAGGCCCUGAAGGACCUCAAGCUUAACCCCAACUCGGCUCUUUACCAGCAGCAGAGUGAGUCUGUUAAGACCUUGAUGUCUAUGAUUGACCCCUCCAUUCCCUUGGAGUUCGCCGGCAACUAUCCAUCCUCGGAUGGCUCCUCGUCCUCGAGCACCGGCGGCAGCGAGAGCGGCAAUGGUGGUAGCACGGACGGCAACAACAACUCCGACGGCUCGGCCAACAGCUCCAAGGCCAAGGCAAGCUCCGUUGGCAUUGGAGUUGGCGUUGUGGCUGGUGCCGCUGCCUAUGGUGCUGGUAUGUUCUGGGUUGCCCGCCGUUACCGCAAGAGAAAGCAGCUGCACCAGCGCUCCAGCUCUACUGCCGAGCAGAUGAGCCAGGGCGGCUCUGUCUUCGCUGCCGGUGCCCGUAUGUCUGGCAGCCAGCGCACUGCUCGUUCCCAGAUGAUCAGUGCUCCGGUAAUGGCCGAGAACUCCCUGGGCUGGAACUAG
Penicillium canariense is the source of this 1953-nucleotide messenger RNA. Its product is annotated as putative mucin family signaling protein Msb2. Gene Ontology annotation, biological process: fungal-type cell wall organization; osmosensory signaling pathway via Sho1 osmosensor; hyperosmotic response. Lineage: Eukaryota; Fungi; Ascomycota; Eurotiomycetes; Eurotiales; Aspergillaceae. Gene Ontology annotation, molecular function: osmosensor activity. The transcript has a single exon. The record is from RefSeq and is a predicted model, not a curated record. Gene Ontology annotation, cellular component: cell surface; extracellular region; site of polarized growth. The coding region runs from base 1 to 1953 and encodes 650 amino acids.